UAAAAAAUAUUUAAGUGUAUAUAUACUGUAAUGACUUUAUCUAUAAUAUAUUUUAGAGUCAAUGCUGUCGAAAUAUAACUCCAGAUCCUUUAUAAAGGAGAAUGUGUUUUGGAAGACGUGGUUUAAUAAUAAUCAUAAUUAUUGUACUUUCUAUAUGUGGAAUGCUAGGAUUUAUUGUUACGGUUGGAGCCGUUACCCAUGCAGUUACGGUAGACAUGCAUAGAGAAGUUUUCUGUUCUGUCGCUGUAAUCGGAGUUCUUGUAUACAUAUGUGCACAACUCGGAAUCGUUGGACUUAUACGUGAAAGUAAUUCAGUGAUGUGGUUUUUUGUUGCAUCAAUGUUUGUGAUGUGUCUGGUAUCCUUGUUUAUAUGUAUCACUGGUAUAAUGCCAUACAGAGUAGAAGAGGAUUCUAAAGUAGUGGUAGAGAAUGCAUGGAAGGAAUUACUUAAAGGCAAACCACAUAAUAUGCAAGCAAUAGAAGUUAAGUAUGCGUGCUGUGGAAAAGUUGGACCACAAGAUUAUACAGAAAAUAACAUACCCGAGAGUACUUCUUGCUUUAAGAAUCUACAAAAAGAAGGCGGAGAAAAAUAUCAAAAGGGCUGUUUAAAAGAGCAUUCGAAAGAAUUUGGCUCGCUUCUGUUAAUAUUUGAAGCGUUUUACGUAUCGAUGAUAAUUUUUUGUAUACUUUCUUUACUGAUUUCUGGAUUUCUACUCGUGCAAGCUUAUUAACUCAAAUAAAUCAACAAAAUUAGAGAAACUGCAAACUUAAAUGAAUUUUGAAACAAUGUUUCAAACUUUAACAUAAAAUCACAAAUAAAUUCAUACUGAUUAUAUUAUUUUUUA
Molecule: messenger RNA, 845 nt
Organism: Teleopsis dalmanni
Lineage: Eukaryota; Metazoa; Arthropoda; Insecta; Diptera; Diopsidae
Product: protein late bloomer-like
Exons: 5
Coding region: 102-731 (209 amino acids)
Cellular component (GO): membrane
Source: RefSeq, a predicted model, not a curated record